UGUGUGUGUGUGUGUGUGUGUCUGUCUCUCUCUCUUUCUGCCUCUCUGUCUCUCACACGCAGGCACGCAAACACACACCCCGACCGCCCCCAGGGGUUGUGUGUUCCUCUGUGUAGACAUGAAUAUAUUCUUGUGGGAACCUGCACCAGCUGUCCUGAGAGUGCUACACCUGCUGCUGGAGAGCCUGCGCCAGCUUCAGCCCCAGCACCCGACAUGAGGCUGCUCCAGACUCUCCUCUGGCUGACAGGUCUCACCUCCCUGAGAAGCUUCAACCUGGACAUCAGCAGGGUGUGGCUCACACCUCCUCCCCACAGUGGUGAAGGGCCCCAAGUUCGAGAGGUUCACCUGCAUCAGGACAAGGACAACAGCCAGACCUGGCUCCUUGUUACUGGACCCUGGAGAGCACGGGGAGCUGGCCUCGUGCAUAGCUGUAGCAUCAGCGGGGAUGAUGAGAUCAUCUGUCAGCCCCUAAAGGAUGUGCCCAUUCCACGGGGGUCACACCCUCAGGUCUCCAUAGCUCGGAGCCCGGACGGCACAUUGGUGGUGUGUGCUCAGGUAAAAAGACAAGGUCGGCCACAGAGCCUGGCCCAGGAGCUGAACGGUGCCUGCAGCCUUCUGGGGGCAGACUUGGGCCUACAGAGCUGCUUCAGCUUUCCUGGUGUUGAGAAUCUCCCAGUCCAAGGAACCUGGGGUAGAGAUCUUGGCCAAUCCUGCCUGACCCUUGUACCUGCCGCCAGCAGCCCCUACCAGGACCUCCCCAUCCAGGACCCCCCAAACCCCAAGUGCAACAACCCCAGCGUCAAGGGGAAGCGGGCCCUGAAGGAAGAGGAGGAGGACGAGGAGGAUGGGGAGGCAGGCACAGAGAUCGCAAUUGUCCUGGACGGGUCUGGUAGCAUAGAUCCCCCUGACUUCCAAAAGGCCAAGUGCUUCAUCUACAACAUGAUGCGGACCUUCUAUGAGAAAUGCUUUGAGUGCCGCUUCGCUGUGGUACAAUACGGAGACGUGAUUCAGACAGAAUUUGACCUGCAGGAUGGUCGGGAUGCCAAUGCCUCGCUGCAGAAAGUCCUGAACAUAAACCAAGUGGGCAACGUCACCAAGACGGCCUCGGCCAUCCAGCACGUCCUGGAUUCCAUCUUCACUCCCAGCCGGGGAUCCCGGGAGAAGGCUGCAAAGGUCAUCGUGGUGCUGACGGACGGUGACAUUUUUCAGGACCCCCUGGACCUGAGCACUGUUAUCCACUCCCCCCAGAUGGAGGGCAUUGAGCGCUUUGCCAUUGGGGUUGGAGGCAUUUUCAACAAGACGAAGGCAAACCAGGAGCUGCACCUGAUUGCCUCUGACCCAGAUGAGACCCAUGCCUUCAAGGUGACGGACUAUUCAGCUCUGGAUGGAUUGCUGAGCAGCCUUGAGCAGAGAAUUAUCAGUGUGGAAGGCACUGUUGGGGAAGCCUUACAGUAUGAGCUGGCCCAGAUCGGCUUCAGUGCCCAUGUCCUGGGCAAGCAGGUCCUGCUGGGAGCCGUGGGGGCCUUUGACUGGUCAGGGGGUGUCAUGCUGUACAACACAGAGAACCACCAGAUUCACUUCCUCAACGAGACCAGGAAGGACCCCCGGACUACCCAGUACAGCUACCUGGGCUACUCCCUGGCAGUGGUGAACACCAGCUGUGGCGCCUCCUACCUCGCUGGCGCACCGCGGCAGGGCGGGAGAGGAAAGGUACUGUCCGUACAGAGGGAUGAUCCAGCCCGUGGCUUCCUCCCUGUUCUGGACGGAGAACAGAUGGGCUCGUACUUCGGUUCUGAGCUUUGCGCCCUGGAUGUGAACAUGGAUGGGGUCACAGACCAUCUGCUCGUCGGAGCCCCCUUUUAUCACGUCCGCGGGGAAGAAGGCAGGGUCUAUGUGUACAGCCUGGAAGGACAGGAUGACUCCUUUAAGCCGUUGCUGACCUUGACUGGCCGGCCUCAGUUUGCCUUUGCGAGAUUUGGGUUUGCAAUCGCUGCCAUUGGAGAUCUCAACCACGAUGGGUACAGUGAUGUUGCCAUUGGGGCCCCACUGGAGGGGUACUUGGCGCCCCCUGACUCCAGCUUUGGCAGCAUCUACAUCUACAACGGGCUCCCCCACGGCAUCACAAGCAGCCCCUCUCAGUGGGUCCGAGCGGCUGACCUGGUCCCGGGGCUGCAGUAUUUCGGAGUAUCCAUCGAUGGUGGCGUGGACAUCUCAGGGGACAGCUUGGACGACGUCUUUGUUGGUUCUCUGGGCCGGGCAGCUGUGUUGCGCUCCAGGCCUGUGGUGAGGCUGCAGGCUUCCAUGACCUUCACCCCCAGCAUGAUGAAGCCUGGUGACUUUCAGAACAUCAGCAGCCAAUUGUGCUUUGUGAUGGCCCCAGACAGCCCAUGGGCCAGGAAAGGGGCCCAGAGGCUGUCUCUGAAUGUGACCAUUGAGCUUGACAUGAAGAAGCCGUGGAAGCGGGUUCUGUUUGCAGACAGGAGCUCGAGGGCCCAGCAGGGUAGUUGGGCCCCCGGCUGCAGCAGUUUCGAGCUCAUCACAACAGAGAGAAAGACUGGUAACAAGGACUGCUUCUCCAACAUCACAAUCGAAGUCAGCUACCAGCUAAAUAACCCUGAGGGGCAUCGGGAGCACCCCCAACCCAUCCUGGAUCAGCUCAGCAAACCCACAGCACUCUUUGAGCUGCCCUACGAGAAGGAGUGCAGGAACAAGCUGGUUUGUGUGGCAGAAUUAAAGCUGACAACUCACCUGUCUCCGAAGAAAGUAGUGGUCGGGGUUACUAAGGAAGUGACCCUGAACAUUCACCUCACCAACACUGGAGAAGACUCCUAUAUGACCACCAUGACUUUGAGGCAUCCUCCAAACCUACAGCUGAAGAGAAUCGAAAAGCCUUCCUCACCCUCCAUAGAGUGUGAAGACCCCACACCUGACUUCACCAUCUCCUGUGGUAUCGGCCACUCUGUAUUCAAGAGGGCACAUGCCAACUUUUCAAUAACAUGGCAACUAGAUGGGAAAAAAUUUCUCAAUAAAACUGCAGAAAUUGUCAUCAAUGUGACCAAUGACAAUGGUCAGUCCCCAGUGAUUGAGAGCCAGGAGCUUCAGGCCAAGUACGCCCUCGCAGUGGUUCUCAACAAACCCCUCACAAUGUACGUGGACAGCAGCCGAGGCCUUUCGGAGCACAGGGAACUCCAGUUUAAUAUCAGCGGGGAAAAUCCCUUUGGAGCCGAGCUCCUGUUAGAGGUCUGUGUUCCAUCUAAAGCAGGAGUCCAUGAAAUCAUAACCCCGAAGAACACCCUGACCACACAGGCUAGUUCGACGUGCAGCGUGGAACCGGGGUGCCAGGCUUACUGCCCAGAAGGGCCCGCCAAGACGCCGGACCUGCAGUGGCUGCGACUCCGCUGCCCGCUGCCCUCGGCCUCCUCCGAAGUGCGGCUGGAGGUGGAGCUGUCCCCGCAGCUGUCUGGGUUCUUGUCAGAGCUGUGCAUCCCCGCCGAGAUCUCCUUCGAUGAAGCCGUGUACGAGAAUCAGCUACAGGGCAGCCUCAGGAGCUCGAUCACCGUCAUCCUGCUGAAGGCCCCUGGGUUCAGUACCCUGCCCAUCGUCCUAGGAAGCAGUGCCGGGGGAGUUCUUCUCCUGAUUGGGAUCGUCGCUGUUCUUUGGAAGUGUGGCUUUUUUAAGAGGAAAUACCAGACUGCCACUUCGGACAUCUCCAGGAAAGCCAAGAGAUCUGAAAGCUUGCUCCAAGAAGACAAUUAGGGCCCCUCGGGGAAAGUGGCUCAGCUGGGGGCUCGUUGUGGUUUGAUGUCAUCGUUAAGAUUUAACCUUCCUCUGAAACCAUGCAUCACCUUUGACCUGGCAAUACCAAUACUAGCUCUGGAUCCCCAAUGAGAGAGAGAAAGGAAAAGAACCUAAAUGUACAAAAAAAUGUUUAUAGCAGAUCUGUUCUGGUGGCAAAGAAUUGGAAAUUGAGGAGAUGCCCAUCAACUGGGGAAUGUCUGAACAAGUUGUGGUAUGUGAUUACAAUGGAAUACUAUUGUGCCAUGAGAAAUUAUGCCCCCCCCCAAUUCAGGCAUGUCACAUAUUUACAUAUGCAUUCUCAUGGUCUGAAAUAAGUAUUUUAAGAAUUAAAUUUUAAGAGUUUGUUAUUUCCUUGUAAAGGCCUUCAAAGUUUAAAAAUCAGUAUUUCAAUCCAGGUUAAAACUUAUCUAAAUUAUGAGUAUUAACUUCAUUUAUUUGAAAUUGACUCACUAAUACUGGUUACUGGUUUUAACGUAUUAGAAAGAUGCACGCACAAGUGUGAGCACACACACACAGAGCUUCCUCUUAACUAUCAAGAUUAAAAUAGUUUAACCAGUGCUCUUCACAUAGUGCUUCAUAAAUGUUUGCUGAAUUGAAUUAGACUCACAACUUAUUUUCUGUUUGCAGUAAAUGGACUUUAUAUUUGAAAGGGAAUUUGUGGGAAUUCUUCAGAUGUUUGACUUCAUCAUCUUGCACAGCAGUCCAGUUAAUUCUGUAUUCAGUGUUUAGAAUGAAGUCAACUUAAAUGAGUCCUAUUUUGGAAAUAAACACAUUGUUAUUAGGAUUUUUUUUCCUCAGGGCAAUGGGGGUUAAGUGACUUGCCCAAGGUCACACAGCUAGUAAGUGUCAAGUGUCUGAGGCUGGAUUUGAACUCAGGUACUUCUGAAUCCAGGGCCAGUGCUUUAUCCACUGUGCCACCUAGCUGCCCCCCAUUAUUAUGAUUUAAAGACCAGUAUUGGGGUGGGUAUGAUUUAGAAAAUUCAUAAUAUAUGUAUAAACACUUGCAUCACACUGGCCAGCCUCCUUUUUUAAUCAGCUGAUGUUACUGUUCAGAUACUUUUUGUAUCUUGUUGCUGAAAAUAUCUUUGCAUUUCAGCACAUCAAGUUACAAUAAAGUUAUUACUUAUGCAGAGAAUUGAUGGGCAAGCUGCUCUCAAAAAAACCUGGAAGGACUUACAUGAACUGACACAAAGUGAAAUGAGCUGGAACAGGAGAGCAUUGUACACACUGACAGCCACAUUGUGCAUGAUCAACUAUGAUAGACUUAGCCCUUCUCAGCAAUACAGUGAUCCAGGAGGGUCCUACAGGACUCUGAUUUAAAAAAUGCUCUCUGCCUCCAGAGAAAUGAUGUCACAUGAAUACAGAUUGAAGCAGACUUUUUUUAAACUUACUUUAUUUCUGUUUUCUUUUAUAAUAGGACUAAUAUGGAAAUAUGUUUUGCAUAACUACACA
Dromiciops gliroides (monito del monte) is the source of this 5250-nucleotide messenger RNA. RefSeq names its product integrin subunit alpha E (gene ITGAE). NCBI's taxonomy places the organism in Eukaryota, Metazoa, Chordata, Mammalia, Microbiotheria, Microbiotheriidae. Gene Ontology annotation, biological process: cell adhesion mediated by integrin; cell-matrix adhesion; integrin-mediated signaling pathway. Bases 214 to 3756 code for a protein of 1180 amino acids. Gene Ontology annotation, cellular component: integrin complex; external side of plasma membrane. The transcript is spliced from 31 exons. The record is from RefSeq and is a predicted model, not a curated record. Gene Ontology annotation, molecular function: integrin binding.